Suillus subaureus is the source of this 405-nucleotide messenger RNA. RefSeq lists its product as uncharacterized. The record is from RefSeq and is a predicted model, not a curated record. NCBI's taxonomy places the organism in Eukaryota, Fungi, Basidiomycota, Agaricomycetes, Boletales, Suillaceae. The transcript has a single exon. The coding region runs from base 1 to 405 and encodes 134 amino acids.
AUGAGGAUGACCCAAAGACUGACGAAGGCGAGGGCGAUCCAGCACACCUUUGAGACAAAAAAGACGAUGACCCAAAGACUGAUGAAGAUCAGUGCGAUGCAAGUCAUUACGAAGACGAAAACUGACGAACACGAGACUAUCACCAAUAACCAUCAUGAGGAUACAAAGGAGGACGAAGAUAAGGGCUAUACAAGCCAUGAUGAUGAAGACGAAGCCUCAGUGUUUGGAGACGCCGAUAAUGAAUUUGAAGUCAAGUACGAUGCAGAAAAGGUGGUGAUGGUCAUCUCCGUUUGUUCAGACGAUCCUGUCAGCUUCCAAACACAGCCUACACAAGCGCAAAUGGACAUGAUGACGACGUUGUUCAGCCAACUACCUCAGUGGUGGGUGAGCUAUAGGGACAUCUAA